UCAAAACUGUCAACUCUAUGGCAUAACCUUUUUGUGGAAUUACGGGGUUCAAAAUUAUUUCUAAAAAUUUGAAUUGAAUUAAAAAUGAAAUAAAAGCACUAUCCCAAACACAGAACACGUAAUAAUAAUCCCAAGGGUCUGCUCUAGUUAAUUUGUUGUAAGCUACUGUUACCUACGUUUUAAAUUAUCUUAAAAAAAUUAAACAUUCGAUAAAAUGCUGGGAACUAAGUUAAUAAAGUUUGUAAUGAGAAAUAAUAUAUUGAAACAAAACAAAUUAGCAACAAUAUCAUCAUCUUUGCAAUGUCAACAACUGCGACACAAAAGUGAUCUCUAUGAGCCAGAUUAUCUCAUUAGUAUGGAACCUGAUGAGCCAGUUUAUGAUUGCCUGAAUUUGCAAUUAAAAGGAUAUGAUUUUGCAUUGUUAGAAGCUUGCCAGAGUCAAAUCCACAGAUAUGCUGAAGUCAUGGGUCUCACAGUUGAUGAAUGUUGGGCGACACCAGCACAACAACUCAAAGUGCAGCGUUUCAAACCCAAAGGAACUGCAGUAGAUGCUGAAUAUCACUUAAAUAUUUAUGAAAGAAAUGUACAGGUGAGCGACGUGCCGGCCUGGGCGCUGGGCACGCUGCUGCGCGUGGCGCGCGCGAGCCUGCCCGAGGGCUGCUCGCUGCGCGUGCACGAGCACGCCGUCGAGCACGAGGAGGUGCGCUACGUGCCCGACAACCAGCUGCGCGAGCUCAAACAGCAACGAAGACAUGGGCGGCAGCCGCGCCGACAAGAAGAAGAGGAAGUAGCGCGUGUGUUGAUUUAUUAAAUAGUGCGUUAUACAGGGUGUUAGGUAAAUGGGUAUAUGAGCCGACACUAGCCCAUGAUAACAUGGUCAUAUAAUAAUAAUAAUAAGCCCCGCAGGGCAGCUUUGUGGCGAGCUGUUGGUGAGUAGCGACACCACGGGGCCAGUUGUUAAUCCGAGUGCUCCCGAGAGUCGGUCAAGACCCUCGUCUUCGGCUUGCCGAAGUGGAAUCCGAGAGGGUCUGCAGGACUUUCACCUCUGGCUUGCCUUAACCGGCCGGCCAGAGUGGAGUCGCUAGAGCUAUAUGCUCCAGGGGUGGAAGUGUUAAAGGGCAUAACGCCGCGAGUAACCUCGGAGAAAGCGCAGCACACCUCUCUACACCCCUGAGCUGGCAGACGCCAAUGUUGCCCCUCAGUCCGGCCUAUACGACCCAUGACGCCAGGGGGGGCCCAUUUAGUCGCUGGCUAGUCACCGCCUGCCAUUUUUUCAGUCCGAGACUAUGAACCAGGCAGGUGUCCCGUAGUCUCCAUCCAUAGCCUAGUAACCAGUCCAUCCAUCCUUCAUCCAUAACCCUAGUCCAUUCUCCAAUAACUGCAAUAGCUCCUGUGCACAGGCUGGGGAUGGUCUCUGGCUACAUCCCAUGAUAUAGUCAGAGACUAGAUCCAGCAUGUGCACCACUUUCACUUUUGUCGAUUAUUUUGCGCUUAAAACGGCCUCUACGUGUUGGAUUAUUGGAUCUGUAUCCCCCAGGAGACAGUUUUACAGAUAUAAAUGCAGUAGCAUGGGUUGGCACCCGGGGCGAUCACCCCCUCUCCCC
Molecule: messenger RNA, 1604 nt
Organism: Ostrinia nubilalis (European corn borer)
Lineage: Eukaryota; Metazoa; Arthropoda; Insecta; Lepidoptera; Crambidae
Gene: mRpL48
Cellular component (GO): mitochondrial ribosome
Source: RefSeq, a predicted model, not a curated record